Molecule: messenger RNA, 276 nt
Organism: Serendipita indica DSM 11827
Lineage: Eukaryota; Fungi; Basidiomycota; Agaricomycetes; Sebacinales; Serendipitaceae
Source: the annotation of a GenBank genome assembly
AUGAGCGCUGCAAUGGCGACGGCAAUGGCCUCGCGCGUCACCCAAUACGUCUCCGUCUCUGGAGCAGUGGUAUAUUAUUAUGAUUUUAUACUCACCAUUGACGCUGAGCGACAACUUUUCUGGCGAAUUGGAGGCAGCUGGAUCGUCCGUAUAGUCUUUAUCCUUACGCGAUAUCUGCCAGCUAUUGGCUUGCCGCUCGGUCUACUUCGGACAAACCAUUCGUGGGACAUUUAUCAGACCCAACGUAUGAACUCCAUUGUCUUUUUUCACGUAUGA